Molecule: messenger RNA, 3334 nt
Organism: Scatophagus argus
Lineage: Eukaryota; Metazoa; Chordata; Actinopteri; Scatophagidae
Gene: angel1
Product: angel homolog 1 (Drosophila)
Exons: 11
Coding region: 106-2469 (787 amino acids)
Molecular function (GO): 3'-5'-RNA exonuclease activity
Source: RefSeq, a predicted model, not a curated record
UAAAACUUGCAGUGGUGUCCGUGUUUAAAAGUGUCUUGAAUGAGAACCGUGCGUGUAUUUGAGUUCAGUAACCAUCUGUUGGGAGCUAACGGUUGCUAACUUUAAAUGUCGGUCACUGCUGAUUGGGCAGUUUGCUCGCACUUCCCUCUUUACGUCACAACAUCAACACGUGUGACUGCUUUGCCGUGUGGUUUAUGUUCAGGUUCAGGGGCCUCAAAGAAGGGUCUGCCACCUGCAGUGGUUUAUGGAACGGCAGCGUGGGAUGGUGGUACUGUCACAACCAGAAGAUUUAUCCAGUCUCAGACAACCCUGUUGGACCAGUGCCUCAGUCCAAACUGUGGGGUGGCGGGAGAAACGAAAGAAAGGAUGAAAGAACCAAGCCUAGAAAAAGAUGACAGUGUUAGGCUUGACACUGACAAAGAACAGCUGACGACUGUCCUGCAUGAAGAAACAAAAAAUGAGGCUUCACAGAUGUUUGAGCUACAACCCCCAGUUAAGGAGAAAGAAGCUGAGACCAGAAAUAGACAACAACAAGACAAAGUGGAAGGUCCCAUGCAAGAGGAUGAGGAAAUAAUUCACCAUAAGGUGUCCUAUAUGAAGAAAAACACAGAGUAUGGAUGCAUUUUUCCAACUGACCGCAUUAGUCCAGAGCAAGAACUUAAGGUACAAUUGGAGCACCUGCAGACAGAGGACAGUUCUCCAGAAACCACCUGUCCAGUGCAGAAAAAAAUAAAGAUACCAAGCUUGGAAGAGUCUGUAACUUCAGCUGAGCCCAGCAUAUCAGAAACCACCAUUCCAUUACAGGAGGAGAUUCAGACACCAAGUGUGGAAGUGUCAGACAAAACUACAGCAGAAGUGACGGAGUACUGGGAUGAAUAUGCGUUUCCCACUGCUGAUGGAAUCAAUGUUUGGGAAAGCUCUAAGUUGAUAUCUGCCUCUCUUCUCUCUCACACUCAAAACCACCUUAAAGUCGGUGAGGAAUAUGAUAAACAAACUGGCUGGCACUUUCCUGCAGGUCCUGGUCUGGCCGAAGCGCAGUGCCCACUGUGGCAAUGUCCUGCAAUGAGCUAUUACCCUCCAGCAGACCCAACAGUGCCUUUUGAAGUAAUGUGGCGAGUAAUGGAGGAGAGGGAUGAAACUGCCUCUGCAGCAGAGCCUGUCCUGAAACCAUUCCCAUUCACAAAGGCCUUGAUGGACUUCACUGUUAUGUCCUACAACAUCCUUGCAGAGGACCUACUAAAAGCCAAUCAGGAGCUCUACACACACUGCCCCCUGGAAGUGCUGGACUGGAGCUACCGCUGCAGCCUACUACUCGAGGAAAUACUGAAAUGGGCACCAGAUAUUCUGUGUCUCCAAGAGGUUCAGGAGAACCACUACCACGAACAACUGUAUCCAGCCCUGUCUCAGAUGGGCUACGCCUGUGUGUACAAGCGCCGGACAGGGACCAAGACAGAUGGCUGUGCUAUUUGCUAUCGUAGCAGCUGCUUCUUGGAGUUAUCAGUCACACCGCUGGAGUUCUUCAGGCCUGAGACGGGGCUGCUGGACCGUCACAAUGUGGGCAUUGUUUUGUUGCUUCGUCCGGUGGUUACUCGGGGGUCAGAUGUUAAGGCGUUGGGCCCACCCCUCUGCGUGGCCAACACCCACCUGCUCUUCAACCCCAGGAGGGGUGAUGUGAAACUAGCUCAGCUAGCCAUAAUGCUGGCAGAAAUCGACAGAGUGGUCAAGUCCUGUAAGGCCAAAGGUGAACACUGUAACCUUAUAUUGUGUGGGGACUUUAACUCUGUCCCCCACAUGCCUUUGUACCAGCUGAUCACCACCGGUGAGCUCUAUUUCCAGGGGAUACCAGCGUGGAUGGUAUCCGGUCAAGAGGACUUGUCAUACAAAGUCCUUUGUCCCAGACUGUUUGCUCCCCUGUGGCCCAGCUGUCUGGGAAUCACUUGCAACUGCCAGUACGCAACUGUCCAGGAGAUACUUCAGAGCCAGAGACAGAAACCAGGGAAAGGUCAGUACAGCCACGACUUCUUGCUACAGCUGCGCUUCUGUCCAGCUGCAUGUGUCCGGCCUCUGAACUUGGAGCUGAUCCCUGGCGUGACUGACUGCACACCAGAUGCUUCAAGGGAAAAUCAUCAGCCUUAUGAUAAAAGGUUCAGACAUACUAUUUGUCAUCAGUUGGACUUGGAGUCCGUCUACAAACACGUUCUUCAAGGCUCCGGCAGCCCAGAAGUUACAACCCUGCACUCUGAAGUGGGAGCCACUGUCGACUACAUCUUCUACAGCCCAAGGCGCACCUUAACUGCUGACGGAAAAGCUGGUGGUGACUGUGUGAGAGAGGGUUUGAAGCUGACUGGUUCACUCUCGCUCCUAUCAGAGGAUGUCUUGUGGUCAAUGAAGGGCCUUCCCAAUUACAUAUUCCCCUCUGACCAUCUCAGUCUUAUGGCCAAAUUCCAGGUGGACCUGAAUGCCUCAUGACUGGGUGAGCCCAGAGAUGUUGCAGGAUAAGUAUGUUUCUGUGCAAAUGAUUCGUGUUUCGCUCUGUGCACAUUUGUUUUUUGUUCUUGUUUGUAUGGUAAGCAUGGAAAAAUAAUGUUAUGCUAGUGUAUUUGUUCCACUUGGUUUUCUUCAAAUUAAUGAUGCAGAGCUAUUACUGAGAUAUGACAAAUCUUAUUAAUGAUGAUGCUGUAAUAGUUCAUUUAAAAAUGAAAGGCAGUGACUGCUUUAACUUAUAUUCUUGUGAUUAUCCACUGACUUGUUCAUUUUGCCGUCAGCAACUGCUUUAUCAUAUUUUAUUUUAAACUCAAUUUUCAAAUGAGAAUUAGAUUUAUUUGAUGAGUCAGUUCUGUUCUUUCAGGUAGUAAAACUACUGAAUAUUUUUUUUCUUUAACACUUUAAAGAAAGCAAAGUCUGCCUCCCGAGCUGAGAUUUUGUUACUCUUUUCUGGGUUUAUAAUGUAGCACAGUUAAAUGCAUCCAACAGCACUAAAUCCUCCACUUGGUGUCUGACUCUUUGUGUAUCCUGCCCGAACUCUUGCUGAGAUUGUGACCUGAAUAUUGGCUCUGCCCCUCCCAUCCCACUACACUAAGGCACUCAGUGCGUCAGGGCGAAGAUGUCUGUGUAUGGUAGGUGUGUGUGGUUGAUGCAUGGAUGAAUAAUUCAUGCAGAUAGUUGAGUGUUCAUGCAUGACAGGGCUUGGCGAGAGAGCUUUGUGUUAUAUGUGGGCAGUAUGAUGUCUGCACAGGUGAUUCUCAUCAGUCUUUCACUCCUCAUUCAUUCUUGUCACUGUGUUAAUGUAUUCGCCGUAUAAUACAGUCAUCCGUGAGUUGAAAACGUUAAUGUA